Messenger RNA from Manihot esculenta (cassava), 2039 nucleotides. RefSeq names its product pyruvate kinase, cytosolic isozyme. Gene Ontology annotation, molecular function: potassium ion binding; magnesium ion binding; pyruvate kinase activity. NCBI's taxonomy places the organism in Eukaryota, Viridiplantae, Streptophyta, Magnoliopsida, Malpighiales, Euphorbiaceae. The transcript has 3 exons. The record is from RefSeq and is a predicted model, not a curated record. The coding region runs from base 314 to 1831 and encodes 505 amino acids. Gene Ontology annotation, biological process: glycolytic process. Gene Ontology annotation, cellular component: cytoplasm.
AAAAGCCAAGGCGCAAACCAAAUGCUGCCGCAAAAGAUAUUGACGCUCUAGAAUCCAUUGCUCUUACGACUUGUUCCUCAAGGAAUAUUACUUUCUUCUUUCGUUUAUAUUUCCUUAAAAAUCAAACCUUUCCCUUGCUAAGACCAUUCCCCAUCUCUUUUCUUUCGCUUUUCCAAUCUAGGUUCUCGUAUUUUUCUGCUCUCCCCUUCUUCUCAUCACCUACACAGCAAUCACAAUCCAGGUCUUGUUGUUUUCCUCUGUUUUUUUUUUUUCCAUUUUAACGAAUACAUAGCCAUAUUUGAGCGUUAUCAGAAUGAACAACAGUGAAGCAGAUACUGUUCUAAUGGAGAAGAAGCCCAAGACGAAGAUUGUUUGCACUCUUGGACCCGCAUCCAGAUCUGUACCUAUGAUUGAAAAGCUGUUGAGGGCAGGCAUGAACGUUGCUCGCUUCAACUUCUCUCAUGGAUCUCACGAGUACCACCAGGAAACCCUUGACAAUCUCGGGGCCGCGAUGGUUAACACUGGUAUUCUCUGUGCUGUUAUGCUUGAUACCAAGGGACCAGAGAUUCGAACUGGGUUCUUGAAGGAUGGCAAACCCAUCCAUCUUAAACAGGGCCAAGAAAUCACUAUAUCUACUGACUACAGUAUAAAAGGUGAUGAGAAUAUGAUUUGCAUGAGCUACAAAAAGUUGGCUGUGGAUGUCCAGCCUGGGAUGGUUAUACUUUGUGCAGAUGGCACAAUUUCAUUUACAGUUUUAUCAUGUGACAUUGGAGCGGGUUUGGUUCAAUGUCGGUGUGAGAACUCUGCAGUUCUUGGUGAGAGGAAAAAUGUUAAUCUUCCUGGAGUAAUAGUGGAUCUUCCAACUUUGACAGAGAAGGACAAGGAAGAUAUUUUGAAGUGGGGAAUUCCCAAUCAAAUUGACAUGAUUGCUCUAUCUUUUGUACGAAAGGGCUCAGAUCUCGUGCAAGUAAGGAAGUUGCUCGGGGAACAUGCUAAGGAUAUCCUUCUCAUGUCAAAGGUUGAAAACCAAGAAGGGGUUGCAAAUUUUGAUGAUAUCCUAGCAAAUUCAGAUGCAUUUAUGGUUGCACGUGGUGACCUUGGAAUGGAAAUUCCCAUUGAAAAGAUUUUUCUAGCACAGAAAGUGAUGAUCUACAAGUGUAAUAUUCAAGGAAAACCAGUUGUUACUGCAACCCAGAUGUUGGAGUCCAUGAUCAAGUCACCCCGACCAACUAGAGCUGAAGCCACUGAUGUUGCCAAUGCAGUUCUUGAUGGUUCUGACUGUGUGAUGCUGAGUGGUGAAACAGCAGCUGGAGCAUAUCCAGAAAUGGCUGUUCGGACUAUGGCAAAAAUAUGUGUAGAAGCAGAAAACACCCUUGAUUAUGGAGAUGUCUUCAAAAGAAUCAUGGAACACUCACCUGUGCCCAUGAGCCCAUUGGAGAGUCUGGCAUCCUCUGCUGUCAGAACAGCCAAUUCAGCAAAAGCAUCUCUUAUAUUGGUGUUAACCAGGGGAGGAAGUACUGCAAAACUGGUGGCUAAAUACAGGCCUGGCAUGCCUAUUUUAUCUGUGGUUGUACCUGAGAUUAAAACUGAUUCCUUUGAUUGGUCUUGCAGUAAUGAAGCUCCUGCAAGACAUAGCCUUAUUUUUCGUGGAUUGGUACCUGUUUUAUAUGCAGGAUCUGCUAGGGCUUCUCAUGCAGAGACAACAGAGGAAGCUUUGGAUUUUGCUAUUCAACAUGCCAAGGCAAAAGGAUUAUGCAAGCCUGGAGAUUCUGUUGUGGCUUUGCACCGAGUUGGAACUGCAUCCAUAAUCAAGAUUAUAACAGUGAAGUGAUGAUUUUAUCAGAAAACUUUCAAGUUCCAGUUUCUUGCUUCUCAUUAAUCAGAGGAUGAAGGAAAGAUGUUGCUGAUUAUGUGGGCUUAUUUUUCUCCUUUUAGUUCCCCUUUUCCCUUGUAUUUCGCCUGUUUGCAAAUGAACCCAAAUUGUCAGCAGUACCAUUUUGAUGGGAAAUAUAUUGUUGCUUCCAUUUUUUAUUGUAGAA